Anolis sagrei ordinatus is the source of this 2135-nucleotide messenger RNA. RefSeq names its product solute carrier family 46 member 2 (gene SLC46A2). The record is from RefSeq and is a predicted model, not a curated record. Gene Ontology annotation, biological process: transmembrane transport. Gene Ontology annotation, cellular component: membrane. Gene Ontology annotation, molecular function: transmembrane transporter activity. NCBI's taxonomy places the organism in Eukaryota, Metazoa, Chordata, Lepidosauria, Squamata, Anolidae.
GUCAUGUGGUUCUCUUACAUUUUUUAAAAAGCAGGAAGAGCCACAGUGAAGAGGCGUAGUCCUAGGCACACAAAGGUAAUAUGAGACGGAGAGGCUGAAAAGAGAGGCAGAGAAAGAGGAGAAGGAGAUAAGUUUGUCUGUUCAGAGAAGCAACUGUAGAAAUCUCUCCAACUUCAGCAUAAUGAGUCCAGCUUUUGUGAUAGAGAUCAAAAAGAUCUCUUGAUGGUUCUCAGAGAUGGUUUACGUCCUUUACAAAAAUAGCAAGCACUGACUGGUGAGCACAAUGGAACCGAGGACCUGGAUUGAGCCUGUUGUUGCUGCUGCUCAGCUUGCCAGUGCUUUCUUUGACACAGGGCUACUGCUGGUGGUGAAGAACUACUAUAACCAGACCAACUCCUCUUCCUUGGCCUCUUCAGACCGUGACAGUGAGGCAGGACAACAGAAAGCCAUCUCCAACUUUUACAUCAUCUACAAGCUGGUGGAUGGUUUAACUCCACUCUUGUCAGCUUAUGGCCUAGCAAAACUGGGCGAUCUGAAGAACAGGAAGAUUUCCAUCUGUGUGCCUCUGGCUGGCUAUUUGCUGUCUCGGAUCCUUCUGCUCCUCUUGAUCCUCUUGGAGUGGCCCGUUGAGGUGAUGUAUGGAGCUGCCAUCUUGCAUGGUCUGACUGGGGGCUACACCACUUACUGGGCAAGUGUCAUGGCCCUGGGAUCCCAGCGCUCCUCUGAGAGCAGGAGAUCAUUGCGCCUCAUUGUUAUCGAACUCAUCUAUGGCAUUGCUGGUUUUGUAGGCAGCGUUGCAUCUGGGCAUCUCUUUGUCAGCUUCCACCUUACUUACCAGCAUGGCACAGUCUUGGUGUCUUCCAGCGUUGCCUUAUAUGCUUUCUGCCUCAUCUACAGUCUCUUUGUCCUCAGAGUGCCCAAACCUAGAAGUUCUCCCCCAGCUUCUCCUUCUUUGAACAUAGACCAUUCUGAGAGCAAGUUGGCCGAUGAAGAAGAUUCCAUCUUCCAUAAAACGAAAGGGCCUUUCAUGAUGGUCCCUUCCAAGCUCAUCAUAGUCAUGCUUUUCAUGGGAGCCAUCAUGUAUGACGUAGCUGUUGCAGGAGCUAUGGAUGUUCUGCCCCUCUUUCUGCUCAAGGAACCCCUCAGCUGGGGACCAGAAUAUAUUGGCUAUGCCAAUGCUGCUGGCUACUUGAUCUUCAUCACCAGUUUCCUGGGAGUCUUAGUUUUCUCCAAGUUUUUAAAAGACACCACCAUGAUCAUGAUGGGUAUUGUGUCCUUCUCAGCAGGCAUCCUUAUCAUGGCCUUUGUGCGACAGACGUAUCUGUUUUACAUUGCUCGUGCAGUGAUGCUGUUUGCCCUCAUUCCUCUGACAACCAUCAGGUCUUUGUUAUCCAAACAGGUCGAAGGAUCAUCUUAUGGAAAGGUGUUUGUUCUCCUGCAGCUCUCACUGGUGAUCACAGGUGCUGUGACUUUAACAGCCUAUAAUAAAAUCUACCAAAAUACGCUGAGCUGGUUCAGUGGAUUCUGCUUCUUAUUAUCAUGUGGUGUCGGCUGCCUAAGCCUUAUCCCUAUCAGUGUUGUAGCGUGCAAGCAACGCCGAUCCUCUGGUUCACUGGAGAUUUUAACUGACUGAGAGCUGCAAGGGGCUGUCCCUUCUUCAGACACAAAGACACGUGGCGUGGAGUCACUACCAAUGCCAAGCAGUCUGGAGCUCUUGACUGCACAAAAGAAAAUGGAGGAAUCUUGUCCUGUGACACAGAUUUUAGAAACUGACUAUGGUACGAUCUCAUGUGCUUGUGAUGACACAAGAAAAGGACAAGGAAGUAGGCAUAGCGAUCAGUAUUUACAGAUGAAAGUUUGGCCUUGCUUCUGCUUUUUCUUUGGCCCAGAGUUGUUUUCAAGAAUCAUUUUGCCCAGAUUUGGUUCCAGAGUCUGGAAAAAUUCUUGCUAAAAGUAGCUCAUUGCUCAGCACCUUUGGAACACAGCUCAUUUGUCACAUUACUAUCUGGAAGUACACUACUUUUAGGUACAGUGCCACCCCCUUAUUUAAGGGGAACAUGUUCCCGGACCUAACAUGGAAUCUUGAAACUGAAGAUAAUUGCAAACUCUCUUGAAAUAAACAACUUCUGAUGGAA